Macrosteles quadrilineatus (aster leafhopper) is the source of this 3355-nucleotide messenger RNA. It is a transcript of the gene Gbs-70E, whose product is annotated as protein phosphatase 1 regulatory subunit 3B. Gene Ontology annotation, molecular function: protein phosphatase 1 binding; glycogen binding. The record is from RefSeq and is a predicted model, not a curated record. Gene Ontology annotation, cellular component: protein phosphatase type 1 complex. Lineage: Eukaryota; Metazoa; Arthropoda; Insecta; Hemiptera; Cicadellidae. The coding region runs from base 288 to 1226 and encodes 312 amino acids. The transcript has 4 exons. Gene Ontology annotation, biological process: regulation of glycogen biosynthetic process.
CAGCCACUGCACCCCGCGUCUUCAUUCUUCAGUCGUCCGCCGGCGUCAAACAUGACUGUACAUACACACUAAGUGCCCCACAACCACACACACACGCCACACGACACACACAAACACAUCACUCACUACAGAUACUUACCUACGAAGUGGUCGGUUCGUUACAGUGUUAUUGAACUACCUACGAAAUAUAGUAAAGACAGUUCGCGAAAAGUGCAAAAUACAGGAUUACUUACUCAGGAUUCGUCCACUGAGAUUCAUAGAAAACCACGUUUAUUUGAACCGUGCUAAUGUGCUCCAUCGCGGCGAUGCCCACAGACUACGACCUGCUGGUGUCUCACAGUCCGCCCUCGUUCUACUCCAGUUGUCGUCGUCUGUCCUCAUCCCCAGUGGCACUGCGACGCUCCCUCAGCCCCCGACAGUCGCCCACCCCCGCUCGCCGUCCCCACAACACUGUACCUAACCGUCCCCGGCCAUGCCUCAUCCAGCGUCACGACACCUCAGACUCUGCCAGCUCCUCCGACGAUGAGCCUCAGUCACCCACCAGACUCAAGAAGAAGGUCGUCUUCGCAGAUGAUAAAGGAUUCUCUUUAACACAGGUGCGACUGAUGACAGAGCCUUCAUACAUGCCGCCCAGUUGGAACUCGCAGUUCCUCAAGCUAGUCACACAAGGAGUAAACGCUGAAGUCGCACCAGAGCCCUGGGAAUGUAUGUUCUCUCAACCUGCAUCCGACUACUUGGAGUUCCGACGGCGGCUCGAUGAAAACUUCAUCUCCCUGGAAAACGUCAUAGUCAAAGAGUCUGCAGAGUCUGUAAUGGGAACUGUCAAAGUUAAAAACAUCGCCUUCGAGAAAGAAGUUAUCGUUCGCUCUUCCGCAGACAGCUGGAUGACACAAGAAGACACUUUCUGCACCUACGUCAGCAACACCAUGCCGGCCGUUCCUGGAUCUGUGAAGGUCAUCUAUGACACCUUCUCCUUCAAACUAACACUUCCACCUAGGUCAAGGAAAAUAGAGUUUUGCGUCUGUUACCGCUGUGAAGGAAAAGAGUACUGGGAUAGUAACAGCAGUAAAAACUACGUCGUUGUUAAGAAGUCUCCAAGUGGGCAAAGUUCAGAACCGAUGCCUAUUCCCAGUCGCCGCUUCAGUGAUGCUGCCUUCGCUAAGAUGGACUCUUGGUCAGAGUUUGCAUCCUGGAAUCAUCUAACAAACGAUGGACCCUACUGGUGACAGGAUGCUAUACACUGCCGGCCGAAGCCAUCACCAACUCUAUGAGAAGAACAAUUAGGGAUUCUCAGAGGCAGUACCUGAGACCAGGAGAAAAGGGAGGCAGAUCCAGCCUUGAGUCCACAGUCCAUCCGUGUGGAGAGGAUCUCAAAGAAUCACUUUGAAGAAAAAACACCAUUCCCCUUAUGAUAUCAAUAUAUAUGUAUAUUAUUUAUAUUCACACAUAAUUCUCAUUGGAAUAUGUAUCGACUGAUUUUUGGUUGUUUUUUUUGCAAAGCGUUCUUUGGGUUUUAAGCCCCCACUGGAACUUCUAGUUUAGUUUUAUAUAAAUUUAAACCAGACUUGAUCGAUUUGGGUUGUAUUGAUGUGGUAAAGAAACGGUUAAGACUGAGAUAGUUAUAAGUGUGGGAGGGGAUGAAAUUGUUGAGGAAUAAGAUGAAUUCGGAAGUCCUAAGGAAAGAAUAUUGCUGGCUUGUGAUUUUGAUUGUUGUUGUUAUUUUCACUUUGUUAUUUUAAUUUGUUAGGAACAGUGCCAUAUUAGGAAUCAUAACUUUUAACCAAUUUUUGUAUGAUGAAUUUAAAUCGAAAAUAUUGUUUUUAUUAUUUACUGUCUUUUAUAAAGACUAAUAUUUUAUAAAUGGAAUAUUUCUUCACAGUAACCGUAAACUAGAGUGUAAAAUGAAAUCCACUUUAGUUAUAAAUGUGAAAUAGUUCCUUAUAUCUACAAAAUAUGUUUCAAUGUUAGGUCUGAUGUUUUACGGGCAAUUUACAACUUUCUUGUAAAUAUAUAGAUUUUAAGUGAUACUGGUUGUAAAUAUUACUACUUGUUAUAAGAACACAUCGAGGUAAAGAGAAAACCAACACAAAACUCUUGCCUACCUGAACUAGAAAAUGUGUAUUAAUCGUGGGUAUUUGAUUGUUGUUUGAAAUUUUACAGUUUUAAAAUGUGAUAUUAGAUAAUUAUUUCAAUAAACAUAUUUUUUUAUCAUAAUGUAGCCGAAAUUUUAAUUUGCCCAAUAAUUUAUUACUAUUUACAGACUGUGAUUUUACUAUUGAACGUCUUACAAAAGAUAUUUUCACUUCUAGAUAUAAUGGCUAUAAUUAUGGUGCUAGUAACAGUUUAAUACUUAUUUAAUCUGGUGUUCAACUGUUACUAUAGUUUAAGUAGUAUGACUGAAGUGAAGUGAAUCUUAUAGUUACAAAAUUCCAACUAAUAUUUUAAAACUAUUACACCCCAUGGAUUAUUGUAGUCAAAAAAUAUAUCCCUUGCUUUUAACAGGCACUAAACAGUUCAAAAAUAUUGUUUAAACGAGUAACUAUAUCAAAUGUAGUUACAGUUUGCUUAGGUAAAAUGUUUUCAUGAUUGAGAAUUGAAAUGUGUAAAUUCAUUUAUUUAGUUUAAUUUUAUUUCUGUAAAAUAAAUAAUUAAAUCGGAACUUGAAUUAAACUUAAAUGCAGUUGGCUUUUUCAAUAUAUGAGUACUGUAAAGGAAUCACUAAAAAAAACACUUGAUAAUACAAAGGGUUAUUUAGUAAAAAAAUACUGCAAACAAUGUAAAGAUUAAAGAUUUUACUGCUGGAAAAUAAAAUCAUCAGCACUGUAAAAAAUUGUUUCUAUUGAUGUUAAUUGUUGAUUUGUAAAUAAUUUAAAUUUUUGGGAAAACUAGUAUGAUUAUGAAUGAUAUCAAGCAAAAUUGCCAUUGAUUACUAUAUGUAUAUUGAUAUAUGUUGAAUGUACAUAGGUGUGAAUUUAUGAUUAUUAUCUUUUAUCAAAGAUGAAAUGCACAGAAUGCAACGCAUCAUUAGAAUAGUCAUUAGUUUAGUCCUGUGAAUCAUUAGUGUGCCAUUAGAUAAGGGUUAGAAUUUGCACUUGUAUAUUUUUGUCUGUUCUAUCCCUUUGUAUUUAUUUGGGAGGGGGGAUUUUGUAUAUCAAGUCAUUGUACAUUUCAACAUGUAUUGUUAACCAUUUUAUGUCAUAUUCAUUAACGUUGCCAUUAACUUAGUCUUUUAUACUUCUGUCAACUCUUCUAUAUUGUUCAAGCGUCUUUAUACCAUGUAAAUGUUGUUUCCUUUUUUAAAAUAUUGUAAAUUGUUUGUAAAUUUUCUUUUUUAGUAAAAAUGCUUUUCUUGCAA